Dromiciops gliroides (monito del monte) is the source of this 3883-nucleotide messenger RNA. Its product is annotated as von Willebrand factor A domain-containing protein 5A-like. The transcript has 20 exons. Bases 102 to 2531 code for a protein of 809 amino acids. The record is from RefSeq and is a predicted model, not a curated record. NCBI's taxonomy places the organism in Eukaryota, Metazoa, Chordata, Mammalia, Microbiotheria, Microbiotheriidae.
CCUUCUUUCACUUUGCUGGGAAACUAGACCUGAGGAAGUACUUCUGAGCAGGGCAGUGAGGGUUAAGUGACUUUCCCAGGGUCACACAGCUAAGUUUCACCAUGGAAAUCCCUUGUGGUCUUCUCACCCGCUCCAAGAAGCCAGUGCCUCUUAAGAGCAUCUCAGUGGCUGUGUCUAUCCAUGAGUUUGUGGCAGAUGUGUCUGCAACCCUGGACUACAAGAAUGAGGAAACUGAUCCUGUGGAAGCAUUCUUUGUGUUCCCCAUGGAUGAAGACUCUGCUGUUUAUAGCUUCCAGGCCCUGGUGGAUGGGAAGAGGAUAGUGGCAGAAAUACAAGAGAAGCAGCAGGCCCAGGAAGAUUAUGAGAAUGCCAUCUCCCAAGGCCAGCAAGCCUUCCUUCUGGAGCAGGAUAGCAGUUCUGGUGACAUCUUCAGCUGCAGUCUAGGAAAUUUACCAGCUGGCCAGAAGGCUGCUGUCACUCUGAGCUAUGUUCAGGAACUGUCCCUUGAGGCAGAUGGGGCUGUUCGUUUUGUCCUUCCAGCCAUCUUGAAUCCACGCUAUCCCCUCCAAGGGUCAGCUGUGGCAUGCAACAUCACCUCUGAAAUCCCCCGGGUUGCUGGCAAGGAGCUGCCCUAUACAUUUAGUGUCACUGCCAAUGUCUGCUCUGCCCAUGGCAUUGAGAAGGUCCAGUCCAACUGUCCUCUGAGUCCCCUGCAGUACUUAGAAGAUGACAAGUCAGUUGCCCAGGUUUCCUUGGCUGAAGGGCAUCAUUUUGAUCGGGAUGUUGAGAUUCUGGUUUACUACAGGGAGGUGAACACACCCAGUGUCUCUGUGGAGCUGGCCCAGGCUGAUGCCAAACCAGGUUCCCUCAUGGGAGAUUCAGCUAUGAUGGUGAGCUUCUACCCUAGCAUCCCUGAGUCUCAGGGAGAGAUCACUGGCGAAUUUAUCUUCCUCAUGGACCGCUCAGGGAGCAUGUCUUCCCCAGUGCAUAGCAAAGGAGAAGGCCAGUUGCGCAUAGAUAGUGCCAAGGAAACUCUGCUCUUGCUGCUGAAGAGUUUACCCCUUGGAUGUUUUUUCAAUAUCUAUGGAUUUGGAUCCUCCUUUGAGUCAUUCUUUCCAGAGAGUGUGGCAUAUACACAGCAGUCCAUGGAGGAGGCCAUGAAGAGAGUAAAGAAUCUAGAAGCUAACCUGGGAGGGACUGAAAUCUUAGAGCCACUGAAGAACAUUUAUAGCAAAGUCUGCAGGCCAGGCUACCCUCGGCAGCUCUUUGUCUUCACAGAUGGAGAAGUUUCUAAUACCUGGCAGGUCAUUGCUGAAGUUCAACGCCACAACAAGGAUCACAGGUGUUUCUCCUUUGGAAUUGGAGAAGGGGCUUCCACCAGCCUUAUUAAAGGCAUUGCUCGGGCAGCUGGGGGCACUGCAGAAUUCAUCACGGGCAAGGACAGAAUGCAGCCCAAGGCCCUCAGGUCCCUAAAGCGAGCCCUGCAGCCGGUGGUACAGGACAUCUCCCUGGCCUGGACUCUGCCCCCUGGGCUGGAGGCUACCUUGCUCUCUCCAGCUCCUACUGUCAUCUUCCAGGGUCAGAGGUUAAUCAUCUAUGCCCAGUUGAAAGGGAAAAAUGCAUCCAAAGAGGCAGCAGGUGAGGUCUGCCUUCAAUAUACCCUCCAAGGUGCUGGCUUCCAGAACACAGUGCCAUUCUGCCUGGAUCCCAAAGCAGAUGACAAACUCACCAUUCACCGCCUAGCUGCCAAGGCCCUGAUCCAGACUCUUGAUGGAAACUUAGAGGAUGGUGCAGAAGAGAAGAAAAAAGUGGUAGAUAUCAGCCUUCAGUCGGGUGUUAUCUCUUCUCACACUGCCUACAUUGCUAUCAAUAAGGAGCUCAACCAGCCCAUUCAGGGGCCCCUCACCAGGAGAGAUAUUCCAUUGCCUUUUCCAUAUUUGGGGGCCCCAUCCUUCACACAUUCUCUAAGAGGUGGUGGAUCUCCUUGCCAACUCUUUUCUGUUGGUGAACCUCGCAUAGCCUUUGGCUCACCAUGCUCUGCUGGUGGAGGAAUUUUCAAAAGUACCAGCUCUCUCUUCAAAAAAAAGAGGGCUGUCAAGUCUGCUGUUCCACAGUCAUGUCAUGUACAAAUGGCAUUUCCCGAAGAAUGUUGCAUGGAUUUCUGUGAGAUAGACUCUGGACUUUGCUACACAUCCCCUCCAGAGUCUCCACUUCUGAAGCUGAUUUCCCUCCAGAAGGCAGAUGGUUCCUGGGAACUAGAUGAAGCCUUGGCCUCACUUCUGGGUGUGAGUGUUCAGACUGCAUUGGCUGCUUUGCCUGACCAGAGCAAAGACAUCCCAUACUGGGCCACUAUCUUGGCUGUGCUGUGGAUGCACAAGUCCAGUUGGGACCAGAGAGAAGAAUGGGAACUUCUGGAGAGGAAGGCUGUGGCAUGGAUCCAGUCUCAGUCUGAUUCUUCCCUGGGUGAAUGCAUCAAAGCAGCCAACGCUCUCCUGAAAUCAUCUGUGGAUCUUGCUGUCUUUGGCCUGUGAGAGUAGAAAUGAAAGUGUUUAUCUUUGGCUGCUGCUCCUUACCCUCUAUGCUGCUAAAGCCUGUUGAUGUGCCUUCCUUCCCUGUUAUGACUCAUUCCCCAUAGGAACUCAUCAAUUGGAUUCCAUUUGGUUCAAUUCAAGUAUUUAUUAAGGACCCUACCGUGAGUUGGGCAUGUGGUAGGAGCUAAUGCUACAAAGACAAAAGAGAUAGUCUUCUUACACAAGCAGCUUGCAUUCUACUGGGGAAAGUAGCAAGCUCACAAAUCACUCAAUUCCAAAAUAUGUACAAAAUAAAUAAAACUAAAUUUAGAGAGGAACAAAGAAGGAACAACUGGGAGAAUCAAGAAAGGCCUCUUUCAGUUCCACAAACAUUUCUGUGCUAGAUCAUUCUUUGUAGUUUCCAGAAUCUGUCACUGCAUAAAAUCCAUGAAGUUCAGGGCUAGGGAAAGCAGAUAUUGCUCUAGCUUUUCCCCUUCCCCCCUUUCAACCAUCUCACGACUUAUUAAGGACAGAACAGUUCCCUUGUCUUUUGAACAGGGAGGGAGAUGCUAGUUUGAAGUGUCUUAAUCUGUGUGUAGGUAGGGAGGAGAGAAUGAAAAUUAACAUGAAGGUAGAGCAUGCAUGACUUGUAUAGCAGAGCUAGAAUUAAUUGUGUUAGAUGACUUCAAAAAAUUCUUCUAACACUUUAUUUUUUUACCCAGCCCAAGCUAGUGAGCUUCUAAGGACCCCAAACCUAGGGAGCUAGAGGUGGAAGGCAGGUAUUAGGUUUAACCCAUUCCAUGCCUGGGGGAAGGGUUGGGAAGAGAUACCUAAACUGCCCUGGACCAUUGUGUUUCUUGUGGUGUCUUUAUCUCCUCUCUUCCCACAAGCACUGAUGAGCUCCCCAUGCCACCUAUGGGAGCUAUUGGAGACAUGGAUACUUCCCUGUGGUCAUGGGGUGGAAUCCUUUGACCAUGGGCUGCAUGCCCUUUGCUUUUAUGCCCUAUUCUCUGCUGAAAAACAAUAGUGGGGCAGCUAGGUGGUACAGUGAGUAGAGCACCGGCCCUGGAGUCAGGAAGACCUGAGUUCAAACCUGACCUCCGACACUUGACACUUACUAGCUGUGUGACCUUGGGCAAGUCACUUAACCCCAACUGCCUCACAAAAAAAAGAAAAAGAAAAACAAUAGUAAUAGUAGAGAAAUCCAAGGUAGAAAUAACACACAUCUCUCUGAGAUGAAGGAAAUAGCUUCUUUAUGUUGCAAUCUGCCCCUUGUAUCCACACUUGCUUUAUCAUGGGUACUUAAACUUUUCAGAAUCAUGUUAUUUCCUGCAAAUAUCCUAGUAAGAAGAUUAAAAUGACUUGCCUAUUAA